Aethalodelphis obliquidens (Pacific white-sided dolphin) is the source of this 3351-nucleotide messenger RNA. It is a transcript of the gene GPR141, whose product is annotated as G protein-coupled receptor 141. Bases 588 to 1499 code for a protein of 303 amino acids. Gene Ontology annotation, molecular function: G protein-coupled receptor activity; oxysterol binding. Gene Ontology annotation, cellular component: membrane. Gene Ontology annotation, biological process: G protein-coupled receptor signaling pathway. NCBI's taxonomy places the organism in Eukaryota, Metazoa, Chordata, Mammalia, Artiodactyla, Delphinidae. The record is from RefSeq and is a predicted model, not a curated record. The transcript is spliced from 3 exons.
CCCUAAACACAGCACACAGUUCAGCACACAUUUUUAUAAUAUCACUGCCUUUUCCCCCCAUUCUCUACAAAAUUCAGUUUGAAUAAUUUUUUUUAAAAUGGGUUCUCAUAGUAGUCCUAAAACCUUAAAAAAGAAUUUCUUGACAGUUGGCCUUCCUAUAAUUUUGCAACUUGGACUGUUCAUCUUUAAGAGCUUGGUUUUUCAGUGUUAGUGUGUUUGAAAUGGUCUUGAGGUUUUGUGGUUGCUGUUGAUUCUUUGCAGAACUUAACUUAAAACACUAGCUUCCUUUUGUUUGGUGAACCGGCCAGGCCCUGUGAGUGCAUGCAGACCGUGGAAGUGCCCAAGCAGCCUUGUCAUUAAAAAAGAAUCAGAUUUGGAAUUCAGACAGAUGGCCUAACUCUGCACAUUUCCCUGAGAAAUCUGGCUUUUUCAGAAGCUGGUCCUUCUAGGUAAAUAGCUGAAAAAAUGAUGAGCAGAACUUAUGGUGGCACGUUCAUCCUUGAAUCAGAUAUGAACACAGUAUAAUUUCACAUUUACCUGAUGGAACUACUUUUCUACAGAGAAAAAUAAAAGGUGACUCCUGAAGUAUGGCUGACCACAAUAGUUCCUCCUGCAAUAACCCUAUAAGGUCACCCCAUUUAACCAGGCUCUACUUCAUAGUGCUCUUUGGAGGGCUGGUGGGCAUCAUCUCCAUUUUGUUCCUGCUGGUGAAAAUGAACACCCGGUCUGUGACCACCACAGCAGUCAUCAACCUGGUGGUGGUCCACAGUGUUUUUCUCCUGACAGUGCCUUUUCGCCUGACCUACCUCAUCGAGCACACUUGGACAUUUGGGUUGCCCUUCUGCAAAUUUGUGAGCGCCAUGCUGCACAUCCACAUGUACCUCACAUUCCUGUUCUACGUUGUGAUCCUAGCCAUCAGGUACCUCAUCUUCUUCAAGCACAAGGACAAAGUGGAAUUCUACAGAAAACUGCAUGCUGUGGCUGCCAGUACUGCCCUGUGGCUACUUGUGAUUAUCAUUGUGGUGCCCCUGGUUGUUUCUCAGUAUGGAAUUCAUGAGGGUUAUGACAAAUACCACUGUUUUAAAUUCCAGAAAGAACUUGUUUAUGCAUAUGUGCAAGUCAUCAACUAUUUGAUAACCAUUAUCGUCAUAGUUAUUGCAGUGAUUCUCUUUGUCCUCCAGAGCAUCAUCAUUGUGUUGAUGGUGCGGAAGCUACACCACUCCUUACUAUCCCAUCAGGAGUUCUGGGCCCAGUUGAAAAACCUGCUUUUUAUAGGCGUCAUUCUUAUUUGCUUCCUUCCCUACCAGUUCUUUAGGAUCUAUUACUUGUACACUGUGGCACAUUCAAGUGACUGUAAUGACAAUGUUGCAUUUUAUAAUGAAAUCUUCUUGAGUCUAACAGCGAUUAGCUGCUUUGAUUUGCUGCUCUUUGUUCUUGGGGGAAGCCGUUGGUUUAAGCAAAAGAUAAUUGACCUAUGGAAUUGCCUUUUGUGCCGUUAACCACAAAGUAUAGUAUUCAGAAUUACUUCCUUAAUAUUGAGAGUGGAAACAGGAAUAGUUAUUUCAUUACUUGAUUAAAACCAUGCCUUAAUACAGCCAAAUAAAAGGACUAUAAAAUGUCAGAGCCUUCAUUUCAGCCCUUAUUUAAUUCCUACCAUCUCUGAAUGAUACAUAUACAAAGACUAGUAAUGUUCAAUUUACCUGGUGUUGCAAUACUGCAUUAUUUUCCAAUAUAAAAUAUCUACUUGGCCCAUCCAGGUACCAUGGUUUAAUGGUUUCUGAGUUUUACUAGCUUAUUUUAGUUUCCUCAGUUUGAAACAUGGUCUUUUCUUAGGCUUUGGAUUGGACUCAGCCCUCUAGUUCUUUUCAUUCCACUUAACCUUAGGUAAAUUAAUCCUGAUCAUGGUCAUUUCAAAGACACAAACUCUAUUUGGCUAACCAGAUGAGAUGACUAUUCAACUCACACCCUCACAAAAAGGGGAGAGAGUAGUAAAAAACUUUUUUAGAUUACCAUAACUUUGGUGGGAAGUCACUUAUCUAGACAUCAAGAGAAACAGAUCUCUUUGUGGCCUUCUGCUAUAAUAAUUUUCUAGAUUUGUCCUUUGAAAGGUUUGGUUUAAGGACAUGGGAUCAACUCCCUCAAUAUCUCCAAAAAUCAUUUAAAAGCUUACUGAGUAUAUCUAAAAAAUGGUGAAACUGUAACUUAGACAAUAUUCCUGACCAAUAUGCUGCUAGGCAUUAAAAUGAGUUCCCAAGGGAAGUGAUUUAAUUUUCCCCCUUUCUGUUUUUUGGAGGAUUUCUAGAUAUCCUGGGCCACAAUUUAGAUUUCCCUUGCAGACAAAGUUAUACUGAAAUCUUAGAGUUCCCUCUCACCCUUAAAGUUGUGUCUUCAAUUAAUUAAAAACAAUAUUGUAAAAAAAAAAAGAACUCUUGAGAAAUAUAUGGGAAAACCAUUAAUUUAGGCUAUGAGAUGGGGCUGCUAAAUUGAAACACAGGCUUAUGGAUUUUUUUGCCUUGUGCCCAUAUUUCUACUAUUUCCCUCAAAGUUUCACAAUCUUGAAACUUUCCAAAGAACUGAUCCAGUUUCAUAUUUGAGCCUUCAGAACCUGAAGCAAUUCAUGGUAGGAAGAGAAGAACGGAAUGAAUUAAGGUAACUUUUUUCUUUCCCCAGCAAGAUAAAUGUUCAGGAUUUAAAGAUUUUUCUUUAUUUGUUAUACUCUAUGCAUCCACAAAUUUAUCAGAUGAAUAAGAAAUACCCCUGGAGGUUUUAUGAUCACUAAAAUUGCUGAGUCAUAUAAAUUAAUUUUGAGGAAGAAAAAGCAACAACAUACAUACAUGACUUAUCCAAAUUUUUUCCUGCUUUAAACUUUCACUUAUUCAUCUUUCUUUCUUUUUAAGUUAUAGUUAUAGUUUUUAAAUUUCUUAUUUGUCUUCUUUUCCCACCUUUUCUUAGUUUUUUCCUUCUCAUUUGACCCAUAAUAUUUGUAAGAAAAUUUCUAAGACCCAAAAAAGUUGUGAGAAAAUUUGUUACACCCAUAAAAUGUGUAAGAAAAUAAUUAUAGUAAAAUAUUUUAAAAAUUUAAAAAUUAUUUAUGAAAAUUACAUCAUUUCUCUUCUUAUAUAUCCAUAUCUUACUGUCAUAAUAUCUGUUAGCUUGUAGAUUGUAUUGCUCUUCCAGACUUUAAAUUAUGUUGAGGUCUGGCAAUUAUGCUUUUCUCUGUAUUAUCAGAUAUUAUAAUAAAGGGCCUAUUUUUGUGGACCUAUAAGAAAUACUAUCCCAAAUAUAGAAAUGCAAUAUAUAAAAUAUCUUAUUCAUUAAUAUUUACAGAAUAAACAAAAAAUUUCAAUUUGC